Staurois parvus is the source of this 315-nucleotide messenger RNA. Lineage: Eukaryota; Metazoa; Chordata; Amphibia; Anura; Ranidae. The record is from the annotation of a GenBank genome assembly.
CUCUGGUCAUCUCCUGUACUGUGUCCGCAGUCUCUGGCAUCUCCUGUACUGUGUCCGCAGUCUCUGGUCAUCUCCUGUACUGUGUCCGCAGUCUCUGGUCCUUCUCCUGUACUGUGUCCGCAGUCUCUGGUCCUUCUCCUGUACUGUGUCCGCAGUCUCUGGUCCUUCUCCUGUACUAUGUCUGCAGUCUCUGGUCAUCUCCUGUACUGUGUCCGCAGUGUCUGGUCACUUCCUGUACUAUGUCUGCAGUCCAUUGGUUCAGAAUAUUUUUUUUCUUGUUUUUCUCCUCUAAAACCUAGGCGCGUCUUAUGGUCA